This is a messenger RNA of Danio rerio (zebrafish), 6035 nucleotides long. The record is from RefSeq and is a predicted model, not a curated record. Lineage: Eukaryota; Metazoa; Chordata; Actinopteri; Cypriniformes; Danionidae.
AGUGGCAGCAUUAUUUUUGUUCAGUGGAGUCCCGUCCUGUCGGCUGCCCCAUACCCGCCGCUGUGCCUGGAUUUUCACUGACUUUUUUUUUGGAGUUUGUCCUUUCUUCUUUAACAAAAAUAACAACUUUGACUUGUGGACAAAGAAAAAGGGUCCUUGGGACGAUCUUAAAAGCACCUCAGGAUGUCAGAAUCCUUAAAACUACAAAAGGAACAGGAGGAACGGGACCUUGAGACGCGCUAUGAGAGCAGCUAUCACCAAAGCUCCCUGUCAUCUGUUAGCCGCCAGUCAUACACUGCUUAUGUGAGCAGCCAUGGGCACAAGAUCUCAGGGAAGAAGAAGGAGAAGAAACUGACUCCACUCUCCAAAAAAGAAAAGCGCUCAUACCUGGCGGUGGACAAAGAAGACGAGGUCAUUGGAUACGUUGUGCCAGUCUUCAGAAGCAGUCAUUUGGCUACCCAAGACCUGAUGGAGACUCAGGAGGAGGUAAAGGAAGAGGGUGUGGGGUAUGUCGUCAUGAGAAACCUGUUCGCCAGAGAGUCCGGCUUCAAGAUGAGAACUGUGAAGAAGACCAGAGAGACCAGCAUGAGAGAGUCUGCAGAACGCAUGGCUCUGAGCCAAAAGCUGCAUGAGAAAGAGCAAUUCCAAAAGAAGAUGAAUCCAGACAGUUUGACUCACCCUCCAGAGUUUAUCGUUAAACCACGUGGUCAGACCGUGUGGGAGGGGAAGAGUGUGACGCUGCACUGCACUGUUGCAGGAUGGCCCAAACCCCGCGUGGCCUGGUACAAAAACAAUGUUCUAAUCGAUGCCAAGGCUCGCCCUGAGAAAUACUUCACAGAGAGCCAAUACAACAUGCACUCUUUGGAAAUAAAAAAUUGUACUUUUAGUGACACUGCUGAGUACCGAAUCUCUGCACUCAAUGUGAAGGGAGAAAGUUCUGCUUUUGCUCCUGUCAUUAUUAAAAGAUUCAAGGAAGAAGAGGAGUUGGUUGAAAGGCCCCAUGGUUAUAGCCCUGAAUAUGGUGUGACCUUCAACACUACCAUCAUUGACAAGUUUGAUGUUUCCUUUGGCCGUGAGGGAGAAACCAUGAGUUUGGGAUGUACAGUCAUUGUCUAUCCCACAGUGAAGCGCUACCAGCCAGAGAUUGUGUGGUACAGAAAUGGUGUCGCCUUAUCAUCUUCUAAGUGGGUGCACAUGCACUGGAGUGGUGAAAAAGCCACUUUGACCCUUGUCCAUCUGAACAAAGAAGAUGAGGGUCUCUACACCCUGCGUGUUAACACCAAGUCUGGCUUUGACACCCACUCUGCCUAUGUGUUUGUCAGAGAUGCUGAUGUAGAGGAGGAAGGGGUUCCAGUCGCUCCUCUUGAUGUGCGCUGUCAUGACGCUAAUAAAGACUAUGUGGUUGUCACCUGGAAGCAGCCAGCAGUGGAGGGCAGCAGUGCCAUCACGGGUUACUUCAUUGACAGGUUGGAGGUUGGCAAUCAUCACUGGACUCAGUGCAAUGACACUCCAGUAAAAUAUGCCCGUUUUCCUGUCACUGGGCUUAUUGAAGGACGCUCCUACAUGUUUCGGGUGCGAGCUCUCAAUAAUGCUGGUGUGAGCCGUCCGUCUCGGGUCUCUGACCCUGUAGUCGCCAUGGACCCAUCAGACCGGGCCCGUCUUAGAGCUGGUCCCUCAGCUCCAUGGACGGGAGUGAUCAAAUUCACUGAGGAAGAUCCCACAGUUGGGGUCAUCCCUGGUCCACCUACUGACCUGGCCGUCACUGAGGCUACAAAGAGUUACGUAGUCCUGAGCUGGAAGCCACCUGUUCAGAGAGGACACGAGGGUGUCAUGUAUUACGUGGAGAAGUGUUUGGUUGGUACAGAUGCAUGGCAAAGGGUAAACACCGGGAUUCCAGUCAAGUCCCCUCGCUUUGCCCUGUUUGACCUCGCUGAGGACAAAUCCUACACUUUCCGUGUACGCAGCUGUAACUCUGCUGGAGUUGGAGAGCCGUCAGAGGAAACUGGGGCGACUACUGUGGGAGACCGAUUGGACCUGCCUUCUGCCCCAGGCCCGGUCAUUCCCAUCCGAAACACUGACUCUUCUGUGGUGGUGUGCUGGGGAGCAUCUAAAGAGGUGAAGGAUCUGGUGGGUUACUAUAUUGAGGUCACUGUGGAUGGCAGUGGUGUGUGGGCUCCCUGCAACAAUAAGCCAGUCAAAGGCACGAGGUUUGUGUGCCAUGGGCUGAAUGCCACUGAUAAAUGCACCUUUCGGGUGAAGGCAGUGAAUGCUGCAGGAUACAGUGGAAGCAGUGCCGAAUCUGAGGCUUGCCUUGUUAAAGCGAGUAUUGCUGUCCCAAGUCCUCCCACUGGUGUGACCACGCUGGAAAGGCUUCGGGAUUACAUGGUGAUUGGUUGGCAAGCUCCUGCUAAAACCGGUGGAGCAGAUAUCAGAGGUUACUAUCUGGACUACAGAACGGUGAAAGAUGGAGUCACAAGCAAGUGGCAUGAACUGAACCUGAAAGCAGUCACUAGCUCACCUUACAAGGUAACCGAUUUGAAGGAAAACGAAUUCUACCAGUUCCAAGUGCGUGCAUUCAAUCAGGCUGGUAUUAGUGAAGCCUCCAUACCCACUGCCCCAUUGGAGUGCAAGGAAUGGACCGUUGCUGUUCCAGGUCCUCCUCAUGGCCUCCGUGUCCAGGAAGUGCGUAAAGAUUCCAUGGUUGUUCUCUGGGAACCUCCUACAUUCAAUGGUCGCAGUCCUGUGACGGGAUAUUAUGUGGACUUUAAGGAAGAAAAUGGCAGAUGGAGAUGCGUCCAAGAGAGAUCUACAAAACACACUUAUAUGAAGGUAUCAGGUCUCCAAGAGGGCAUCUCCUACAGGCUGCGCAUCCAUGCUAAGAAUCUGGCAGGUGUAGGUGUGCCCUCAAAGGCAACGGAUGCAAUUUUGGCUGAGACCCGUCCUGGAACCAAUGAGAUUGUAGUGGAUGUGGAUGACAACGGUGUGAUUUCACUGAUCUUUGAGUGCUCUGAUCUUAAAGAGGACUCUCAGUUUGUGUGGUCUAAGAACUACGAGGCCUUCACUGACAGCUCAAGACUCACCAUACAGACUACUGGGGGCAAGUCCAGAGCCAUAUUUAAUGACCCAUCAUUGGAUGACUUGGGCAUUUACUCUUGUGUGGUGACCAACACUGAUGGUGUCUCCGCCAGCUACACGCUCACUGAGGAAGGACUGAAGCGCCUGUUGGAUAUCAGCCAUGAUCACCAGUUCCCCAUAAUUCCUUUCAAAAGUGAAAUGGCCAUUGAGCUGCAGGAGAAGGGCCGUGUGCGUUUCUGGGCUGAAGUUGGCAAGUUCACUUCUAACCUUCAAGUGGAAUAUGUCUUCAAUGAUAAUGUCAUCCAUGAAGGAAAGAAGUACACAAUGAACUUUAACAAGAGCACUGGCAUCAUUGAGAUGUUUAUGGAUUUACUGGAGGUCACAGAUGAAGGAACCUUCACAUUCAACCUUGUUGAUGGCAAAGCAACUGGUCGUACCAGCUUAGUGCUCAUUGGAGAAGAGUUUGCUGAGCUUCAGAAGAAAUCUGAGUUUGAGAGAGCAGAGUGGGUCAGAAGGCAAGGUCCUCAUUUCGUUGAGUAUCUCAGUUUCGAGGUAACACCAGAAUGUGAUGUGCACCUGAAAUGCAAGGUUGGAAACAUCAAGCCUGCCACUGAGAUCGCUUGGUUUAAGGAUGGAAUUGAAAUUGAAGAGGAUGAUGAGGAUGCUAAGAAGAUCGGAAAAUCAGAUGAAGUCUUGACCUUUGACAUUGGCAAGCUUGUUAUUAAGAGCGAAAAGGCAGAGCGGAAAAAGAAACCUGCAACAGAAGAAAGUCCAAGCAAGCCAAAAAUUUCAAAGAAAGAUGCAGGAGUGUACGAGGUUAAACUGAAGGAUGAAAGAGGAAAGGACAAAACUUUGCUGAACCUGACAGAUGCAGGUUAUCAAGCAGUGCUGAAUGAAGUGUUCAGAGUUAUAGCAAACUCUUCCACCGAGCUCAAGGUUAUGAGCACAGAACACGGAAUCAUUCUCUACUCAUUUGUUGUGCACUAUCUUGAAGAUCUCCGUGUAGGCUGGCUUCACAAAGAAUCAAAGAUCUCCCACUCAGACAGAGUCCAGUGUGGUGUCACCGGAGAACAGCUGUGGCUCAAAAUUAACGAGCCCACCGAGAAGGAUAAGGGCAAAUAUGCCAUUGAUAUCUUCGACGGCAAAGGCAGCGUCAAGAGAGUUCUUGACCUAUCAGGACAAGUAUGGGAGGAAGCAUUUGAAGAAUUCAAAAGGCUGAAGGCGGCGGCCAUAGCAGAGAGAAACCGGGCACGUGUUGUGGGUGGCCUGCCAGAUGUUGUCACCAUUCAGGAGGGCAAGUCCCUCAACCUCACUGGCAACGUAUGGGGUGAUCCUGCUCCUGAGGUCAGCUGGAUCAAGAAUGAAAAACCGCUGGUGUGUGAUGAGCACCACACGCUGAAGUAUGAGCACAGCAAGUUUGCCAGCAUCACCAUCGCUGCUGUCACCACAACCGACUCAGGGAAAUACGCCCUGCUGGUGAAGAACAAGUACGGCACAGAAGCGGCAGAGUUUACUGUCAGUGUCUACAUCCCAGAGGAUGAAGCCGAGAAGAAGGAGUAAAGCCACGCACAAAUGGAGAGAGGGGUUUAACAGAUGACCAGUACACCUUCCAAAGCAUUUUAAUUCAAAGCAUGUCUACCCACAGUGCAGUGUUGUAUGCUGCCAGUGUAUUUGUGAUUUAAAAAGUAACUGCAGCUAUUUGGAUGAAAGAUAUGGGCAAGUUAUGCAGGUUUUGUUUCUAGGCUUUUCACACUAUGAUAAACUUAAAGGGUUAGCUCGCCACAAAAUGUAAGUUCUGUAAUCAUUCACUCACUGUAAUUGCAAACCCGUGAGACUCUUGAGGAAUCAUUUGUGAUGGCUGAGAGAUUUCUGUUCUUCUGUUUAAAGUUGUCAUUCAAACUUCUGAUGCUUUACAAUAUUUUGUAAUGUUAUCUAUAUGAGUGAUAGACUUUCAGUGAACAGGCAGAAAGCUCUUUGAAUUUGACUAAAUAUUUUCAUUUUGGUUCUGAAGAUGAAUUAAGGUCUUGAUGAUGGUGAAAUGGAUGUCAGAAAUACACCAAGAUAAAUCUUUUUUUUUUUUUAAUUUUAGUAAAGGCAUGUGGAUGUUGAUUGGAGGUUGCCAACAUUUAAAAGUUUCUCUAGAAGUAUCAAUCCCAGAUUGUGGUAGCAAACAUAUACUUUUAAACUGCUAACCUAGGCUAAUGUAUAAACCUGAAAAAAAAGAAAAUACUCAAGUGGAUAACCUCAAAUUGAAUUACCAGUACAUGCAGCUUAAAUUUCUAAUUUAUAAAACUAAUGAAAUAUGAUAAUUUCUUAAUCCUGAAACCAUUAAUGUGUGAAAAACAUUUGUGAAAAGCAUUUUAGCAACUGAAGAUGUGCAUCUUGUUGCUUUGUGUUAUUAAAACGUAUUAAAAACACUUGAGUAUAGCAAAAUUAAUGUUUUGAAUUAAAAAGCUUUGGUUGUUGCUUUAUUUUUAAGCAAAACUGGAACAUUAGUGUGAAAAUAGCAUGUAUCUCAACUGUUGUCAUGGUUUAAUUAAAACUGAUUGUCAGUGUGAAUAUACUGUUUUGUGAGACAGUGUAUCAUAUGAUUAAAAUCAAAUUGUCUUUCAGCUGUAGACAACAGAAAUUUAAAGUUGGGUAAAGGUUGCUAUAGCCAAUGUGAUUUGGUAAAUCCUUUCUCUGUAAAAAAUAUAUAUCUGGAUACUCUCAUUUGUAGUUUUAUGAUUUAUUGUUAUAUGUCUGCUGAUAUAUCUUGCUUAAUGCAUUUUAUGUGUUAAUAUGUGUAAGGUUUGAAUAUAAUACAGUAAGCAGCAAGACAGUUUAAUCUGUGUAGGUCCUUCAGAUAAGCAAAUGCAAAUGCUAUUGAGUCAAGACGCUUUUGUUGCUUUGUGGUCAUAGCUGAUAUACAGAUCAUAGUCAGUGCUAUGCAAUAAAAUUAACCAGUUAUAAUGCGAAAA